Molecule: messenger RNA, 3942 nt
Organism: Mytilus californianus (California mussel)
Lineage: Eukaryota; Metazoa; Mollusca; Bivalvia; Mytilida; Mytilidae
Product: palmitoyltransferase ZDHHC3-like
Exons: 7
Coding region: 78-1019 (313 amino acids)
Biological process (GO): protein targeting to membrane; peptidyl-L-cysteine S-palmitoylation
Cellular component (GO): Golgi apparatus; endoplasmic reticulum
Molecular function (GO): protein-cysteine S-palmitoyltransferase activity
Source: RefSeq, a predicted model, not a curated record
CAACAUUUGAAAAAUGUCGGCCCCCUGUGCCUGGUGAUCCCAAACAAAUUUCACUUCAAGAAUUCCUUUUUUACAGAAUGGACGACCCUUUAGAAUUUCCUGAUGGACCAGUGGUAAAAACAUUGAGGUCCAGACACAAAGGUCCUGUUGAAGAUGGGGUCAAGACUAUUAACUGUGGACCAUUCCUCCGGAAAACAGGGUUGUCCUGGAUUGUGACCUGUCAAUAUUUGUGGUGUGUGAAGGACAUAUGUGGCAUAAUCUGUUGUGUGUUUACAUGGAUGUUGAUAUUGUAUGCAGAAUAUGUUGUUUUAUAUGUGAUGCUAUGGCACAAUCCAUAUACUACAUGGAGUUUUAUAAAUGCAGUCAUCUUUCAAUUCUUUGCUUUCAUGGCAAUAAGUUCACAUAUGAAAACAAUGUGGUCAGACCCAGGAUCUGUCCCAAAAGGGAAUGCAACAAGAGAGCACAUUUUACGCAUGGGACUUCGUGCUGGUCAGGUUGUCUUUAAAUGUCCUAAGUGUGUUAGUAUCAAACCAGAAAGAGCACAUCACUGCAGUGUCUGUCAGAGGUGUAUAAAAAAGAUGGAUCAUCAUUGUCCAUGGGUUAACAAUUGUGUUGGAGAAAAUAACCAAAAAUUUUUUGUUUUAUUUACAAUGUAUAUAUGUUUAAUAUCAUUCCAUAGUUUGUACAUGUCAGUGUAUCAUUUUAUCACCUGUGUUGGGAAGGAGUGGAAAUUAUGCUCAGGGUUUUCCCCACCAGCGACCACAGUUUUCUUGAUUUUCCUGAUAUUUGAGGGAUUGUUGUUUGGUAUAUUUACAGCUAUAAUGUGUGGAACUCAACUAACAGCUAUCUGUUCUGAUGAAACUGGGAUAGAGAAUUUAAAGAAAGAUUCUGGUGAACUUGAGAAGAGAUCCUAUUGGUUGAGUUUGAAGUCAGUAUUUGGACAUCCAUUUAGCUGGAGAUGGUUUUCACCUUUUUCCAAUCCCAAGUUCACAAAUAAUGCAUCGUACCACUGUGUUUGACUGGAAGGAUAAUUUAAUCUACAGUAAAGAACAAAAGUACUUUAUACUUAAAGUUGAAUAAAAAGACUUAGCCGAUAUUUUGUUUAAGCACAGUAGGAAAGUUCUGUUUGAAAAAAAUGAGAUAUUAUAAUUUUUUAUGCCCCUGUCGUAGUGGAGGGGGCAUUAAGUUUUACCCUUGUCUGUCUGUCUGUACGUACGUACGUCCAAAAAUUGGUUUCCGUUCUCUAACUUUAGUUUCCCUCCACCAAGUGAUAUGAAACUUAUACACAAUGCGUAUUACCACAAAACACAGAUCAAGUGUGAAUUUGGGUGGCGUCACUUUUACCAUUCUAGAGUUAUGCCCCUUUACAAAUGGAAAAAUUGCUGAAAUUUUCGUUUCUGUUCUCUUACUUUAGUUUGCCUCAACCAAAUGUUAUGAAACUUAUACACAAUGCUUAUUACCACAAAACACAGAUCAAGUUUGAAUUUUGGUGGUGUCACUUUUACAGUUCUUGAGUUAUGUCCCUUUACAAUGUUAUAUGCAAGCAGGGGCAUCAUCUAUGUCCCAUGGACACAUUCCCCAUUUAUUUAAGAUUAUGUUUUAAGCUAAUGAUUUGAUGCUGCACAAUUUGUUAAAUGUAGCAUUUUUCAGUGAUGAAGAAAUAAACUAGUAAGAUUAAAAUGAUGGAUAAAAAAUAUAAGUGCUGGGCAGUUUUCAACAUUCUGAUUAUAAAUGUUUUUUCUUUUUAUUAGGUUUCAGCCUCCCAACACUGAUAUUGAUAGUUGGAACCUGUCUUGUAGCAAGGUGCAUUUAAUUAAUUGAUUAGUAUUCCUACUGAAGGUCAGCAGUUCACUCUCUGGGCACUCCAGCUUCCUUCACCAAUAAAAAACUGGCCCCCAUCAUAUAGCCAAGAGUGCUGAAAGUUGCAUUAAUUACAAUCAAUCAAUCAAUAUUAAGUUUCACAAAUUCUAAGAGAUGCUUUUUAACAAAUAGAUGGAUUUGUGGCUAAUGGGUCUAACUACUUCAUAUUUGUGAUCAGCACAUUUCUAUGUAUUUACCUUAAUUAUUACAUUUAGUUUGGAUUAGUGUUUUUUUAUGACUUUUUUACUAUGCUUUGAAAGAAGAAAUAUUAAGCCAACAAAGAGUAAAUUUAAGUAUUGUAUUGACACUUGUCUAUUGACUGUAUGUUGCUCUCUUAUUAUUUGUGUUGUUGAUUUCUAUCCCAUUUAUGUAUAUCUCACAUAUCCUUUUUUUUUUUGUCUAGAAUUAUCUGUUUAUGAAAGUUUUACCAGACCUGUUGAUGUGCAACAGCUAUUUUUUAUAUGUUCAUUGUACCUUUUGACAUCAGAUCUGACCACUCACUCAACAUAUACCAGACUUGGACACUUGGUAGGCACUUUGUCAACCCAGGUUUACACUUAAAAAAGAAAAUUUUAUUAAAGUAUUCAAUAUAUUGAAUUACCUGCAUGGAAACAAAUUUAAAUUGACUGAAGGUCUUUUUUUUGUUUUCUAAAGUGAUGCAAAUUUUGUGUUUAUUUAUUGCUUUAGAAAUUUUAUCCAAUCUGCUUAAUAUAGUUAACAUCUUUUGUAAACUCUACCCAGAUCUACAUUUUAUUUACAAUAGUAAAGGUUAUCACAGUCAAUGUUUAAUUAUUUGUUAAACUCUCAAUAUCAGAUUUCAACGAAAUAGUGUAAUUAUUGUUUAUUGUGCCAUUUCAUUAUUCAUCCAGAAGUUUGUAUGGAAACACCAUCAGAUAAAUUAUGUCAAGGUUAUUUUCCAUCAACAUGUAUAUAAAUUUUUGUAAAGACUUUCAAAUCUGUAUAGAAACACUAUAUUGUGGUUUACUGUUCUUAAUUUGCAGGGGAGCAACAUUGGGAUUGUUCCAUUAAACAUAUAAAGAACAAUCUACGAUCUAUUCUCACGAAUUUUGUUCACAGAACUUACAGACCAUAGGCAUUCCCUUACUGCUAUGUAUUUUUUUAUGAAGCAGCUCUCAACUUGUUUAAAUAUUCCUGGCAUGAAAAAAUCCAUAAUAACAUUUUUUUUAUUUUUUUUUUAAUUAAUAUUUAUUAUGUUGACAUUGUUUAUUUAUUAUGUUUACAUUGUUUAACUGUUUAAAAGUUAAUAGCAUUCAAUGUUACUGAAAAUGUACAUGUAAAUCUAUGCAGAUCUGCAUGGUAAAAUUAGGUGGCCUGGUAACACUUGCAAGGUAAACCAUCAUUCUAUUAAUAACUAUAGAGAGGUGAACCAAGUUGAUACAGACUGCUCAGUUUGAAAUUUAAUGUUUUCCCACAAGCAUUUAUGCUUUUUUAGCCGAUCAUGCAGUAAUGUUUUAACCAUCCUUCAAACAAAAGAUUUUCCUAUGAUUCGAUGUAAAACCAAUUGCACCAUCAGGCUUUGAAUUCAAUGAACACCACUCUUGAGGUUAUUCCAAUUUUGCGUAAAAAUUAUUCUUUUGAAAAUAACAAUUAAUGAACUAGGUCAAAAGGAGCAUUGCAUUGUCUAAGCACGAUAAAAUCAGUAAAGUUUUAAGAGUCAAAAACAAAACAUGAUGCUAAACUCUCCUAGGAAAUAAUAUUUUUCAAUUAUCUUGAUAAGCAUAGUUAAUUGAUAUUUUCUCAAACAUUCAACACUUUAAUGGUUGGUGACUACAUUAUUUAAUUAUAUAGAAAUAUUGAACAUGAUACCUUAUACUAAUCAUAAUUUGAGUAGUCCUUUAAAAAAAACCAUUAGACAUGUUAAAUCAGUCCUUGAACUAUGAUUUUUGUCUUUUUAUGAUUGUUGUCUGUAUAAUUUGUUGGUUAAUCAUUUUGUCUUAUUAGAUGACUUGUUAUAUUUUGUCAAUGCAUAUUAGAGAACAGUCUCAGAUUUAUCAUUUAUUUGUGUUUUGAGAACAGAUUUGAUUUUAUAGAGUAUUUAUCAUUAAAGUGUUUUAUAUCUAA